Molecule: messenger RNA, 349 nt
Organism: Scutellospora calospora
Lineage: Eukaryota; Fungi; Glomeromycota; Glomeromycetes; Diversisporales; Gigasporaceae
Source: the annotation of a GenBank genome assembly
AUGUUUAGUCCAAAAACUACAAAACAAAUCAAUAAACUUGAAGAAAUUGAUGAAAUAUUGCAAAUUGUAAGACAUGAACUUCAACCAGAAAUUGAAAAGAGGAUUGAACAAGAAACUUUAAAAUGUUUAAAGAGAAAGUAUCCAGAUCAGAUUCAAAAGAUUAAUAAAAAAUCAAGAGUUAAAAAAGCAAAAGUUAUUAUUUUAAUAGGUGGAAUCGGAGUUGGAAAGACUAUAUUUGAAGAAAAAUUUGCAAAAUAUCUAGAAGAUGAAGGAUUUAGAGUAUACUGUCCUAUUGAGACAUCAUUGAAAAUAAAACGUGAAUUAGAUUUAUUCUAUAAAAAUAUUAAGG